Molecule: messenger RNA, 2121 nt
Organism: Gryllus bimaculatus (two-spotted cricket)
Lineage: Eukaryota; Metazoa; Arthropoda; Insecta; Orthoptera; Gryllidae
Source: the annotation of a GenBank genome assembly
AUGAAACAGGUGUCAUUUAUUUUGGUUAUCUCUCUCUUCAAAAAGGUUCCAUUUCAGGGUGAAUCAUAUCUUUGGGGUAGUAGACCAGUCAAUAAGAUCAUAAAUGACAAUACCAAUUCAGGAGUAGUGUUCAGACCUACACCCAAAAGUCCAUUAAAAAUGAAGAGAUUUAAAGUACCUGAUUGUAUGAAUAGUGAAACAACACUAAAAGAAUAUAAGUACUCCAAAAUCAAUCCUAGCUUUUCAACACCAGAAGCCACAAGGCCACCACAAACCUUAGAAAUAUACUUAAGUAGUAAUGUGGGACAUGACUUACCUCCAAAUAAUUCUAUAAACUUAACAUUUAAUGAAGCUUAUAAAGAACAACUAGAUUUGAACAGAAAGUCAUCAAAUGAGUCAAAAACAUACUAUAAAGCAGAAUUACUUGAAAAUGAAGUAACUUCCAAUGAGCUUCUUGCCACAACAAUGAAGUCAGAAGUAUCAACUUUGACUGAGUAUCCUGUUGGAAAUUCAUUUAAGACUGAGUGUAAACUUUAUUCAUAUAUACCACACUCUCACCUUGAUUCAAUAGAAAAUAAUCUAUCAAUAUCAGCAUCUGAAAGAGAGCUGAUGCAAGAAUGUAAUUUCCCAAGAGAGCAGGCACACAAAUUUAAUUCCUCCAGAAACUUCGCACAAGAUGUUACGAAUUUUAACUUCACCCCAGUUUAUCCCACUGCACUUGUCCCCAAAAGGCCAAGAAUAAAUUUGGUUCACCAACAAGAAAACAAACAAGUCUUAAAAUAUGGAGAUAUUGUACCGGGAACAACACAGUUACAACAAAUAUCACCUUUUUAUUCUGAAGAGUUUAAGUUUAAUACACUAGGAGAAAGUUCUUCCAGUAAUGAUAAUUAUCAUGUAAAUAAUACUUUGGUGCAAAAAUCUCCACAGCAACAUCAGGGGUCAUGUAAUGCCCACCAACUAUCAACAUCUUCAGAAACUCCUAUUCAUGAGACUCAUAUGAUUUACGCAACUUUUGAUUUUAAUGAACAAAAAACAAAGGAUAUUGUUAUACAUGAUAUCAGUGCAAGUGAACAAAUAAUAAAUAAUAAGAACAGUGAUUCAAAGUCUCAAGAAAACUCUCCAAAUGAACAGGACAACAUCCCAUAUUUCAAUGCAAGUACUCCAGAACACGCAAGAACACCGUCAAGUCAUUCAACCAUAAUAUCAUUCUUAAAUAAUACUGUGGAAUGUGACUCAUCUCCAUGCAAUUCUAAUAACUUAAUACCUAAUAAUCCUUGGGAAGAACCCCUGAACCUCAGCAAAAAGUCACCAAAUGAGUUGAAUACACACUAUGGGGCAAAAUGUGAAAAAAUAAAUUCCAGUGAAAUGUUUACCUUGACAAAUUUAGAAGUAUCGACUUUAACUAACUUUCCUACUGCAAAUUCAUUUAAGACUGAGUCUGAACUUCAUUCAAAUAUAUUACACUCUCAAUAUGAUUGUAUAGAAAAUAAUCCAUCAACAUCAGCUACUCGAAAAGAGCUGACUCAAGAACUUAAUCCAAGAGAGAUGGCAGAAGUUGUUGAGAACUUAGAUUACAUCCCGAUUAACCCAAUAUUGCUUGCCCCCAAACUUUCCCGAAUAAAUUGGGUUCGUAAACUACAAAGAGAUAAAAGGCAACUGGCAAUUAUUUUUCAAGAAAUCUCUCAACUCAAGUGCAGUGCAUUUACUGAAAGUAAUAAGUUGAACAAAAUGGAAAGUGAAAGGGAUUUUGGUCUUGAGGUGGCCAUACACCAAGAAGCAUGGCUGGCAUUGCUGCUAAUCAGCUCCAUAGUGCAGAUGUUUUCCAAUGCAAUUAAAGCGACUUUGAUGCGUGAACAGAUAAAAGGCAAGCUAGACACAGUAAAGGAGAAAACUAAUAUAAACAUGUUCAAAAGAAUACGAAUAGAAGUUACACGGAUGAUGGAAAAUGCCGCAAUCCGUAAAAAUAAAUCAAGAAAUGACAAAUAUAGUCACACGCUCUUCUUCGACUAUCAACCUUCUCGCAACCUUUCUAUCGAUAUCGACAGGGUUGGCAUGGCUCUACAAAGGAGAUGUCUUGUUGACAGCUCGUGUGCUGCCAACGACACCCUAGGCGAUAAAUAG